This is a messenger RNA of Xiphophorus couchianus (Monterrey platyfish), 2055 nucleotides long. RefSeq lists its product as uncharacterized. The transcript has 7 exons. Bases 425 to 1819 code for a protein of 464 amino acids. The record is from RefSeq and is a predicted model, not a curated record. NCBI's taxonomy places the organism in Eukaryota, Metazoa, Chordata, Actinopteri, Cyprinodontiformes, Poeciliidae. Gene Ontology annotation, molecular function: GTP binding.
AAGUAAUUACUUACAUUUUUCUUCACAAAUAAGUCACAAGGUGAUGGUUGAAGGGCCCAGCCUCCUCCACCAUGUGACCAAGACAACUGUCCUCAUUGUCCAACCCUCUCCCAACCCUGACAUAUGAGUUUUGUUUUCCUCAGAAGUGAAACUGAAAAGGUGGAGGAGGGGCUUAGUGUUUGGUAGGGAGGUUUGUCUGAACUGGAUUGGCCAUCAGCUGCAUCUUUCGUCAGUUUCCUCUGAGCUUCGAACACAUAAGUAACCACAGCAUCCUGCUGCGACUCGGACCUUGUUAUCAAAGAUUUGGGACUUAUUUUAAACAUUUGUUUUCCAUUUGGUCCUUGGGUGUAUUUGGCAGUCAUCAUUACAGUGGAGGGAAAAGCAACAGUCUGCAACUGAGCAUUUGAAGUUGGAAGACCUAAAAAUGCAACAUGGAGUUCCAAAAAACUACCUGCAUGAAGAGAACAUCCCAGAAUAUCCUAAACCAGAGUUCUACGUGAGUCGUCUGAAACAUGAAACUUCAGGAUCAGCGCUAGGUGGGAUCAGGAACAAUGGGGGCUUCAGGAAUCCAUAUGAAGAACCCCUGAUAUGGUGGAGUCUGGCUGUGGGACCAGAUGAGAUAAAUAACGCAGAGACGAGGCUCCGGGAGAAGAGUUUCUCAGACCGGGGGAGGGUGGCUCCUGAGCAGCAGAGCUUCCUGUGGAGGUUUGCCACGUCUCCAGCCUUCAAGGAGACGUCCAGGCUGGGCUCCUUCCGCUUCACCUUCCCCCUGCAGGAGGUGCUGAUGGCCUACAGAGACCAGAUUUGUUCUGGAGCUGAUCCGGUCAUGCGGGUUUUACAGACUGAUUUGUAUAAACAGGAAGUGCUUUAUGCUGUUCUGGUUCACAGUCCAAACUUAAAUAAGAAGUUUUCAAAACACCCUCUACUGGAAAACGACCCAAACGCCAUUUGUGUCUACAGAGAUGGACACUUCAUCUGGAGGUCAGAGGCCAUGUGUGAGACUCACUGGUAUGAAUUUGAUAAAGAUCAGAUGGAAGCCAGACCUGUGUGGUAUCGCAAGUUUUACGUUUGGGACCACGUUGCUUUGGCCCUGCAUAUGGAGAAAGAAGAGGUGCUGAAGCUUGAUUUUGAUAAACCAGAAGAUUUCCUCACGUACUGUGAGAAAGAUGAUGUGACAUAUCGUAAGGAAUUUCAAAACCAUCAUGAAGCUAAUGAAUUGGUGAAGGAGUUGUGGCCAGAAUGGGUGGGUCCUCUGGAGGUGGAGCGUCCGCUGCAGAUGCAUUACGCAGUUACAGAACUCAAACUGGUUCUUAGUGGGAGCUGUGGAGAGGAAACCACCUCCACUGGAAACGCCUUAUAUGGGAGUAAAGCCUUUUGUUUUCCAGGCUUCUCACAUUCAGUUGAGAUGGAAGUGGACAACUUGGUGGUUAAAAUCAUCAAUACUCCAGAGAUCUCAGAAUUCACCUCACCACAAGCGAAAAAGAAAACUCUAGACGACAUCAGACUCUCCGGCCCUGCUCUUCAUGUCUACCUACUGGUCAUCGGGCUGAAGAACAUCAGUGCAAAUCUGAUCAGAGAGACUGUACGGAACUUUGAAUCAAAAUUUCAGAACAAGGCCUUAAGACGCACCAUGAUUCUUUUCACCCACCAGGACCAGACAGAACCAGACAUCCAGGAAAUUAUGCAAGAGGUUCAGCAAUUCCUGACUGAGAAAGUAGGCAAUAGAUACCUUGUCUUCAACAACAGCCUGGAGGACAGAGAUCCUCAAAAGGUCUCAAAUCUCCUGAAAGAGGUGAAGGUGAUUUUAGGGGGUGAUUGAAUGCUAGAAUGUUUUAUAUAUCAUCACCUUCAUUAUGGAACACCUAACGUCACUAAUCGUUAAAGAAUAAUGUUUUUCCUACAAACCCAACUCUCUGUCCAGGCUCAGCCUCUAUCUCAGCUUCAGGGCUACAGAGCUGCAGUGACUGAAAUCACUGCAGAUCAGACACCAAUAUUUUAUUUUUAAUGUUUAUGUUCAUACAGUACAGACCAAAAGUUUGGACACACCUUUUAAUU